Messenger RNA from Drosophila nasuta, 2797 nucleotides. Its product is annotated as transient receptor potential cation channel protein painless-like. Gene Ontology annotation, biological process: monoatomic ion transmembrane transport. The transcript is spliced from 3 exons. Bases 1 to 2640 code for a protein of 879 amino acids. Gene Ontology annotation, molecular function: protein binding; transmembrane transporter activity. Lineage: Eukaryota; Metazoa; Arthropoda; Insecta; Diptera; Drosophilidae. Gene Ontology annotation, cellular component: transmembrane transporter complex. The record is from RefSeq and is a predicted model, not a curated record.
AUGGCGAAAGGCGAAGUCGAUGCUCAGCAAGAGCUAGAGGAUGCAUUUGAAGCGAAAGAUUUGGUUCGAUUUAAACGUGCUAUCAGCCAUGGAGCUCAGCCUAACCUCAGCUUCAAAAGAGAUGAGGACAAUCAAAUGACCAUCUUUGAGAAAGCCCUAUCAACAAGAGACUGUGCUAGAUUUAUAGAAGCGUCUCUCGAUGCUGGCUGCGAUCCCAAUUACGUUAAUCCGAAGCUUAAUAAAGCUGCCAUCCACUAUGCAAUCGAUUCAAGAAGUGCGCACAAUCUUUACGUACUGGUGAAUCGACCCAACGUCAAAGUAGAUGUAGAUCGAAAGUACGAGGGGGAAACAACAUUAAGUAGAUUAAUCAAAAUUCUAAAAGCAAAGAAUGCCCACCGUCUCACUAUCGCCAUUCGAUUGCUAUUGAACCAAGGUGCUUCGCCAAAUAUUGUCGAUUCAGAUGGCAAAACUCUCAUGCAACAAGUGCUACUCAACGAAACAAUCUCGGAAGAAAAACGAACAAGUUUGAUCUUAGAGUUCCUAAAAGCGCCCGAACUCAGUCGGUUCAAUUAUCUCGAAGGACUCGAUUUUUUAUUGACGCAUUCUCUCGACGGUGAAAGUGACCAGCUCUACUAUCUCCUAGUGCGUCCGCUACUCAGUCAGCCUAUUCUGCCAAUGCUCGACACUUUGUCGCAAUACCAAAUUAACAUCGUAAACUGGGAUAAUAAGAAAAUGUUGCGAGCUUUGCUUAUGGAGCACAUCACAAAGCAUACUAAGAAUGCAUUCGAAGCAGUGCUUGCCACCCUGGAAAAGAAUUCGCCUCAGGAAAAUGAGUAUCUUGUGGAGUUGGCUAUCGAAGAUGGUAGCUGGUCAACUGUUCUACAAUUGCUUAAGAGCGUAUAUCUCAAGCUGGUCCCCAAGGGCACGCUUUUAAAAACAAUGAUUAAGCAGGUGAAAUUGAAGCCGCUGAUCAAUUACCUGGAGAGCAACGAAUACCAGGAAUGUUUGCUGCAAUUGCUUAAGGUUCAGCGGCAGUAUAUAAACGACUUCGAUGAUCAGCACAAAACGCCUUUGCAUUAUGCGGUGCUCUGUCGCAAUGAGAUUGCCAUAAGAGUGCUCUUGAGGGAGGGCGCCAGAUUGGGAGUGCGCAAUGGCAAGAAUCGCUUGUUGAUCGAGGAUAUCGAUGCCAAGCUUCUGGAGGAGCAUUUCGAUUACUGCAUCACUGGGCGAGGCGAGAAGACCAGCCACGAGGAUUACGAGAUCAUCAUGAACUGUCUGAAUAUGACCAACAACUACAACGAACUUGAUAUUGCUCCCAUUGCCUGCAUGGCUCGGUCGAAGGAGCUGUGUCCGCUGCUGGAGCAUCCGUUGAUCACCUGCUUUCUAAAGCUAAAGUGGAGUCGACUCACCACCAUCUUCUUCACCCACUUUAUCAUCUAUAUCAUCUUAAGUUUGAUCUUGUGGGUCCAUAUUCGCUUGCGAUUCCCUGACCGUCAUAACAACGAGCUUCCUAUACAGAUAGUUAUGAUUCUGUUCAAAGUGCUGAUUGGUUAUGUUUUUAUUGCUGAAGUCUUCUCUUAUAAGAUGGUCAAGCAUCGACCCAGUUUCAUAGAUUUCCCUUUGAUUUCUAUGCUCAUCCUCACAAACAUCGAGUGGGAAGAUCACAUCCACAUCCAAAAGAUUAUUGCCGUCUUCGCCAUCAUGUUGAUGGGCAUCAAGCUGAUGAAUCUUAUUGGUGCCCUACCUGUGCCUGCCAUAUCGACGCACAUGCUCAUACUACGCCAGGUGGGCAGUACUUUCGCAAAGAGCUUGUUGCAGUACUCCAUGCUGUUGUACAGCUUCAGUUUGUGCUUCUAUGUGCUGUUUUCCAAACCGAGUUCUACGGAUUCAGCGAAUUCUACAAAUUCAGCGAAUUCUACAAAUUCAGCGAAUUCUACGGAUUUAGCGAACUCAACUAUUAAAGAGUUUAGUCUCUCUUAUUCGGAUCUCGAUUUAUCGUUUAUCAAGACACUUGUUAUGUUCAAUGGUGAAUAUGAUGAAAGCGGCUUUAAUGGAUAUUUCACUAGUUUUGUGGUGAUCAUAUUCAUGUUUAUGGUCAUGGUCCUGACCAAUUUACUGGGUGGCCUGGCUGUUGACGAUACCCAGACUAUUCGGGCUCAAGUGGAACUCAAUGCUGCCAUUUGUCGAACAAAUCUGUUGUACAGCUAUGAAGGACUCUUAGACGGGAAUUGGCCUCGAUUGGAACGUGGGCUUCGCAUCUUUAAGAAACUGAUGAGAAUCCAUGCAGAAUCUACCUAUGGCUAUGUAUCCAUAUUUCCAAACCAAGAGAAUCGGGUGGAGGUGUACAGUCAAAGGCAUAGAAAUCAGAGUAUUGAAAGUCUUGCGGAUGAAGGAGAUAAUGUCCUCUUGGGUAAAGUAUUUAUCGAUCAUGAAGAUGGUGCAAGCGGUUCCGAAUCCGAAAUGGAUGAGGCGGAGGAUUUGAACCUCCAUUUCAAUAAAGAAGUGGAUGCCAAUGAAGUAACUUUCUCCCAGCCUUGUGUAUCGAAUAAACACCACUCUUACGAUAAUAUAACAAUUGACAAUCAGACUGUUGUCCGAGCUCUUAAAAUUAUUAAAGAAAAAGAAAAAAAAAGAUGUUGAAGAACAACGCGAAGAGUUCAGAGAACAACGACUUGAGGAUAUGAGGAUGCUAUUGAAGGAGAUCAAAAACCAGUUGGACUCUAAGAAUCCAGCCAAAUGAGUACAUUAACAACAAUUUAUAAAAGCAAGUAUAUAAAGAUUUAUUUGUUCAUUUACU